AUGGCUUUCGAGACCAACUUCCCAGUUCCAUACCGCAGCAAGCUGACUGAGCCUUUCGAGCCAGGACAGACCUUGAUUGUCAAGGGAAAGACCGGAGAAGACUCCGUCAGAUUCACCAUCAAUCUUCAUAACAACGCUGCUGAUUUCUCCGGAAACGAUGUUCCCCUUCAUAUCAGCGUCCGUUUCGAUGAAGGAAAGAUCGUCUGCAAUACCUUUGCCAAGGGAGAAUGGGGAAAAGAAGAGCGCAAGAGUAAUCCAUUCAAGAAGGGAGAUGACAUCGACAUCAGAAUCCGUGCUCAUGACAGCAAAUUCCAAAUCUUCUGUGACCAGAAGGAAUUGAAGGAAUACGAACACCGUGUUCCUCUUUCCUCCAUUACUCACUUCUCCAUCGAUGGUGAUGUCCUCAUCAACCACAUUCACUGGGGAGGAAAGUACUACCCAGUUCCAUAUGAGAGUGGACUUGCCGGAGAUGGUUUGGCUCCAGGAAAGACCCUUGUCGUCUUUGGAAUUCCAGAGAAGAAGGGAAAACGUUUCCACUUGAACUUGUUGAAGAAGAACGGAGAUAUCGCUCUUCACUUCAACACCCGUUUCGACGAGAAGGCUGUCGUCAGAAACUCUCUUAUCGCUGGUGAAUGGGGAAAUGAAGAGAGAGAAGGAAAAAUUCCAUUUGAGAAGGCUGUCGGCUUCGACUUGGAAAUUAAGAAUGAGGAAUACGCUUUCCAAAUUUACGUCAACGGUGAGCGAUUCGCUUCCUAUGCUCAUCGUUUGGAGCCCCAUGAGUUGAAUGGACUUCAAAUUGGCGGAGACGUUGAAAUUUCCGGAAUUCAAAUUCAUUAA
Molecule: messenger RNA, 837 nt
Organism: Auanema sp. JU1783
Lineage: Eukaryota; Metazoa; Nematoda; Chromadorea; Rhabditida; Rhabditidae
Source: the annotation of a GenBank genome assembly